GGCAGAGGGAUUUAGGCUGGCGGCUGCCGGGAGGGCCAAAACGCAAGCGCCUCGGAAAUCGAUUCGUUUUGUUACGAUAUUGCUUUCGAACCAUUACGAAAAUGUCAAUUUCUUGUCAAGAAUAUUGUGCCAAAUAUAAAGAAAAUGCGAGAUAAUAGAUUUGCACGUGCAUGGGAGAAAGAAUGGUGUUGUCGGCGUGGAAGUUGGGUUUCAUGACAUAAGACAAACGCUUCCGCUUAUCCAAAGUUUCCUCAAGAAUGGGAAGUACGUCCUCAAAAUUUAAAAAGUAUAUGCAACACGGUGACGAAUAUGCAGCUAUGCAAAUCUAUCAAAGUUCACCCGAAUUAAAGAAGAAUCUAGAUCCUAAUUCCAGUUAUGGUGAAAGUCAUAAUCAUAACACGGCUUUGCAUUACGCUGCGAAACACGGUAUGAAACAUCUACUUCGCGCUUUCUUGAACGAUUUAGGAGGCAAUCCGAACAAAAGGAACGGUCUAAAUGAAACAGCUUUACAUUCGGCUUGUCAACUAGAACAAACUAAAAGUUUUAGUGCACAAGAAAGGAGAGCUGCUUGCGUUCAUUUGCUGCUCUAUUGGAAAGGUGUCACUUUGAAUAAUGGUGUUCGAGAAAAAAUGGAUAUAGCCGCACAAGAUAAGGAAGGGAACACUGCGCUUCACUACGCAGCUCAAACUGGUUUAAAAAGAUGCGUCGAAUUGUUAUUAAGUCAUGGUGCAACUCUUUUUGUGGAAAACAACGAUAAACUAACACCAUGUGAUUUAGCUAUGCGGGGAUCUUACCACGAUAUCGCUAGAUUAUUGGAAAGCAGAAUGGUUUUUGCGGGUACUGCUAUAGUAAAUGAAGACGAGUUAAUGGGGGAGCAAGAAGUUUAUAGCGGAUUGAGAAGUCAAGAUCUACAAGAAGCCAAAGAUCAAUUAUUAGUAGAUACUUCUGAUAUGCUAAAAGUACCUCUAUUCACAGCUGAAGCACUACUAAGAAAUAAUGAAUGGUCAAGAGAGCUUCUUCUAGAAAAAUGGAUGAAAGAUCCUGUGGAAUGUUGUCAACAAGCAGGCGUUCAAGCUCCCUCGUUCGCAUCUCAAAACAGUUCUUCAUUUGACUCUAGUAAUUCUACGGAUUCCAACGCAGCUGAUGAAACUGAAUUUCUGUGUGAAAUUUGUUUAUUUACAAUAUCAAAUUGGCACCAGCCGGUGCAAAUGUCUUGCAAACACACUUUCUGUAAAACGUGUUGGGAAACUUAUCUCACGACCAAAAUCCAAGAUGGAGACGCUCAUCACAUCCUUUGUCCAGCAUUCCAAUGUGAUAUACUAGUUCCGGUUGAGUUGAUAGAAAAAUUAGUAACUCCGAAUGUAGCUAGACGAUAUUUACAAUUCGAUAUAAAAGCUUUCGUCGAAAGUAAUAAAAGUAUAAAAUGGUGUCCGAUACCUGGUUGUGGUCGAGCUGUACGUCUUCCGGAUGCCGAACGAAUAACUAACGAAAACUUGAAUAAAAAAAAUCAGUGCGGCACGUCGCACGCAGUUGACUGUGGAAACGCACAUUUCUUUUGCUGGGAAUGUUUAGGUGAAGCUCAUGCUCCUUCAGGCUGCAAACAAUGGAAAGAAUGGCAAUCAAAAAUAAGCGAAAUCAAACCAGAAGAAUUGAAAGCUUCUUGUAGCGGCUCUGAAGACGCAGCAAAUUGUCUUUGGUUAGUUACUAAUUCCAAGCCUUGUCCGAGCUGCAAAAGUCCAAUUCAAAAAAACGAAGGCUGUAAUCAUAUGAAGUGUUCAAAGUGUAAAUUUGACUUCUGUUGGGUGUGCCAGGAAUCUUGGAAACGACACAGCUCGGCAACGGGUGGAUAUUUUCGUUGUAACCGUUUCGAAGCUGUUUUAAAAGCGGACGAAAAACAAGGUUCAUUGAUUAUAGACGCUUUAGAUCGUAAUAAUCAAAUGCAAGAAAUGUCGCGUUUCCUACAUUUCUACACGAGAUUUAAAAAUCACGAAAAUAGCCGGAAACUCGAGGAGAUCCUUUUGACGAGCGUUAAACAAAAAAUGGAAAUAUUAGUGAAUAGUUUUGGUAUCACAAAAGCCGAUGAAAAUAUCGAUAAAGGCACUAAAUUUAUAGAAGAUGGUGUUCGAGAACUACUGAAAGCUAGAAGAGUAUUAUGUGGUUCUUACGUUUAUGGUUAUUAUCUCGAAGAUGACGGUUACAACAAAACUAUUUUUGAAUUCAUGCAGAAUGAAUUGGAGGAAGUGACAGAAAAAUUGAGCGAGAUGAUAGCGAGACCUUAUCUACGUACGCCAAAAUCUGUGAUAAUCCAAACGUCUGCAUUGGCAAGAAGGAAGAGACAUGAAUUUGUUAGAGCCGUUGAACAGGGUUUAAUACCACCGGAAACACCUCCUAUGUUAAGAAAAAAGAAAAAGAAAUGUUUGGAUUCUGAUUUAUCCCAAACAUCGUCAUGGUUAAAAGACUGCGAAUGGCCUGAAUACGAUACUGACGAAGAGACUGAUAUGGGUGUAACUCAUAAAACUUUCCCUUGCACCUGUAAAUCCCCGAUCAAAGAUAACCAACUUACGAAAAAUUGUGAUAAAGGUUCCGAUUACAAUAUGGAACUGAUAAUAGCUCUGGAGAUGUCGCGUUUGCAAAUGAUAGAAGACAGGAUGAAACAACAGGCGCAACAAACUCUGCCGGCGAUUACACCAGAUCCGAGCUCAAAUACAAGUAACGAAAGUUCAUCUGACGAUCAGUUGAAGCUCGCCAUUCAACUUAGUUUACAAGAAUCCACAGCCGCGAUAAGUAGACAAUUAGAAUUUGAAAGGCUUUCCAGAGAAAAAUCGAAUGCCGAGAAAACCGUUGAUUAUUUUUUGAAAUCGUUGGCGAAUCAUAGUAUAGAUUUAAGAACCAUAGAAAAGUGGAAGGAACAUGACAAUAUUCAUAUGAAUUUACCGUGUUCAGGAAAUAAAGACGGAACUUUUCAAAUUUCUGAUAUUCACGAUAACGGAUACGCUUUCGAAGAUCUGGACAAUUACGAUUGCGACGUCAGUUUAAAAAGAUCGCAUUCCACGGGAGAUUUAUGCAUACGACGUAGCAAUCGAACAUGUAUACGCACAAAUAUAGAAGAACCUCGUUAUCACCUCGAUUCGGAUCAUAGUAGUCAACAUGAAGACAAACCGGAAGAUGUAGUUCGAAGGUUGAUGGCUCUACCAGCUUCCGUUAGAAACAAACAGUUACUUUUAUUACACACCUCGUAUCCAGAAGAGGAUAGUCAGGGUCAAAGUUCGGUUGAAGAUACCACCACUUCAGAUUCUAUUAACGUCGAUCAAGAGAGCUUCAACGAAACGGUUAAAGUUGAUGCUAAUGAUGAAAAAGGUACCAGAAAAAUACCCGAAUGUAAAAAACAAACGCACAACCCCUUCUCUUUAUUAAAAACAAAGUUGUGUUCAUCGUCGCAUUUACCGAAAACGAAAGUAGUGGGUAAAAACGAUGUUAUUGAAGAGAAAAUUAGUACGAAUCAAAAUACUUCGAAAACUGAUAAAACUUUCGAAAAAUCCAAGCAGAAAGAAGAAGAUAAAAAAUUUAUAAUUAUAAGUGAAUGUAAAAGUGAAAAGCAAAGUCCGAAAAAACAUCACAAAACUUGUAAGAAAAAUAUAUUUUCGAAAUCCACUGGAUUUUUGGUAGAAGAACAACAAAAGGCUACAAGAGGCCUUUCUUCCAACCUCCGCAUCCAAAUAUGCGACAGUCCCAUUCCGAAUGCCGAAUAUUGUUUAGAAACCGACAGUUCGAACGAAUACGAAAGCGAAACCGGUAUACCGAAAUCGCCGACAUUAUUCAUUUCUGGUGUUUCCAUAUCCCGUACACCGGAACCGAAAUCGUCAGGCAUGAGUUUCAUACAAACCGGAAGAUCGUCUCGAUCAUCGAGUUUCAGUAUUCCACUGCCUUUGAGUUCGUGUUCGUUGAGUAUAUCGAGCACGAGUCUUAAUAAUAAUUCUUCGUUACCUCCGGAACCGUAUACUCCAUCAUUGAUUAAAUCGAAUACUCCGAUAUCUUCUAGAUCAAACCUUCAUACCCCCAGCACGAGUCCUUCCAGAUCAAACAAUGAAACCGGAAAGUCUAGAAGUGCUAACGAACCUGAAAGGGAGAGAGAAAUGUUCAGGUUUCCGAAAUCGUCCACAGACGGCGCUCUCAGUUCCGUUUUACACGUACAAGAAUCCAAUUUAAGUUCGGAUGAUUUCCACGAAGCUUUAUUCCUUCUGGAAAGAACCCCGCAAGUCCGGGAUUCAAAAAGGCGAAAAAAAUCGAAAAAAAGGGAAAAGGACGACAAAAAGGAAGAUCAAAGCUCCGUUUUGUGAAAACAAAAAUAUAUAUAUAAAAGACUGUUAAUUGUUAGGUGAUUUAUUUAAACGAAACGUGAUUUUGUGAUACAA
Molecule: messenger RNA, 4412 nt
Organism: Diorhabda carinulata
Lineage: Eukaryota; Metazoa; Arthropoda; Insecta; Coleoptera; Chrysomelidae
Product: ankyrin repeat and IBR domain-containing protein 1-like
Exons: 19
Coding region: 258-4337 (1359 amino acids)
Biological process (GO): positive regulation of proteasomal ubiquitin-dependent protein catabolic process; ubiquitin-dependent protein catabolic process; protein polyubiquitination
Cellular component (GO): ubiquitin ligase complex; cytoplasm
Molecular function (GO): zinc ion binding; ubiquitin conjugating enzyme binding; ubiquitin protein ligase activity
Source: RefSeq, a predicted model, not a curated record